GUCUUAUCUGACCACAUGACUUUCUCCCAUGCCUCCUCUGGAUCAUCGAGAUGGUCAUUGGCAAACUUCAGAUCCUGGACUGUGUCCGCGGUCUCUGGUCAUCUCCUGUACUGUCUGCAGUCUCUGAUCAUUCCCUGUACUAUGUCCGCAGUCUCUGGUCAUUCCCUGUACUGUGUCCGCAGUCUCUGGUCAUCCCCUGUACUGUGUCCGCAGUCUCUGGUCAUCUCCUGUACUGUGUCCGCAGUCUCUGGUCAUCUCCUGUACUGUGUCCGCAGUCUCUGGUCAUCUCCUGUACUAUGUCUGCAGUCUCUGGUAAUCCCCUGUACUGUGUCCACAGUCUCUGGUCAUCUCCUGUACUGUGUCUGCAGUCCAUUGGUUCAGAAUAUUUUUUUUCUUGUUUUUCUCCUC
Staurois parvus is the source of this 408-nucleotide messenger RNA. NCBI's taxonomy places the organism in Eukaryota, Metazoa, Chordata, Amphibia, Anura, Ranidae. The record is from the annotation of a GenBank genome assembly.